This is a messenger RNA of Dromiciops gliroides (monito del monte), 483 nucleotides long. Its product is annotated as E3 ubiquitin-protein ligase PPP1R11-like. Gene Ontology annotation, cellular component: nucleus. NCBI's taxonomy places the organism in Eukaryota, Metazoa, Chordata, Mammalia, Microbiotheria, Microbiotheriidae. The coding region runs from base 103 to 483 and encodes 126 amino acids. Gene Ontology annotation, molecular function: protein serine/threonine phosphatase inhibitor activity; protein phosphatase 1 binding. The record is from RefSeq and is a predicted model, not a curated record. The transcript has a single exon.
CUCUUACUUCCCCCGACACCGGAGACAUAUACUCACCCAGAGAGCCAGGGAAAGGAAGAUAACGCCUCCCCCGACAUCCCUUUCCCACCCUCAGCCCCCGCCAUGGCCGAGGCCACGGCUGGGCUGAGCGAGACCGUCACCGAGACAUCGAUUACCGUGACAACCGAACCCGAAAACUGUAGCCUAACUAUUAAACUUCGGAAACGAAAGCCAGACAAGAAGGUGGAAUGGUCAAGUGAUACUGUGGACAAUGAACAUUUAGGACGCCGUUCAUCAAAAUGUUGCUGUAUCUACGAAAAGCCUCGGGCCUUUGGUGAGAGCUCCACAGAGAGCGAUGAUGAAGAUGAUGAAGACUGUGGUCACACUCACUGUUUUCGGGGCCACCGAAAGGGACAGCGUCGUGCUGCCACUGGCCCUCCUCCAACCACUCUUUCCCACCUCCCUAAUCCCUCCCAACCCCCACCUGGGCCCAUGCAGCACUGA